Molecule: messenger RNA, 6970 nt
Organism: Haliotis rufescens (red abalone)
Lineage: Eukaryota; Metazoa; Mollusca; Gastropoda; Lepetellida; Haliotidae
Product: hemicentin-2-like
Exons: 7
Coding region: 3573-4436 (287 amino acids)
Biological process (GO): synapse organization
Cellular component (GO): neuron projection membrane
Source: RefSeq, a predicted model, not a curated record
CACAGCGGAGGUGGUAUGCAUGCUAGCAGUUCGGCAGGCGCUGAACACGGGAAGGAAGGAGGCAGGGGACUCGAUUAGCGGUGCUGCUGCUGUAGUAGUAGCCACACGCUGCCAGUUGGUGCAAGUCACACUGCCGCAGUCUUGAUGCCAGCAUGUGAUUACUGGGCGGGGAGUUAAUGUUUGGUGGCAUUGCAGCUGAGGAGGGGGGCGGUAAACAUUAAGUAAUAUAUCAUAUAGCUCGAAGCGGCAAAUGAAUCACAGUGCGCAGAUGUAAACCGGGAAAAAAGUGGCGGACGAAUUUGCUGCGAGUGGCCCAAGAUACACAUCAAAGCGGAAAAAAGUGACGGGAAUCAACGGAUAUUUUUUUCCGAUUCCGGUCAAUGGAGACGGCGUCUCUUUCCUCUGCUCCUUGAGUAGAGAUACCCCUAAGGAGUGGACGUAGGAUGCGGGAUAAAUGGUUUCACCCCUGGUUACAGAUGGGACAACUCAUGUGAGGAAUUAUCAUUCUCCCCUACAGGGUGUAAAUACCUUUUCUGGAUUACCUGUGGACUAAGGUUAUCUUGAGUGGAAUGUCUUCAUUAAGUGAGGUACUUGUGAUUUUGCCUCUUAAUAAUGUUUAAAGCAUUGAGAGUUCAUGUGUGAAUCCUCGAAUGCCAGUCUUGCUAUUGGGAAUCAAUCGGCGCUGCUAUAAAUUGAUCUUGUAUGGAUACUCUUCUUCAACAGCUGUGAUUGUGCUUUUUGUUCGGGAGGUUGAUCAAACGGGAUUACAUUCGUGAAUAGGAUACACUUCUUAUUACUUAAUUAUAAAUUCAAAGGCACUGGAGCGUGUGUAUGGAGCACUAGGUUAUUGGACUGGAAAAUCGAAAAAAGGCACCUUAGGAGUUGCUUAAUUUCUUCGAUUCUUUUUACUCAAAGCGUUUUCAAGUUUUCAAAUUAAAUAUCCUCUAAGUGUUUUUCUGUCUCAUUAUUCCCUGGUAAAGCAGUGGAGGAGACAGUUACAAUCAAAGAGUCAGUCGUGGAGAAAAUCAAAAUCCUAUAUUGACCUGUUUGGAUUUUUCCAAGCUGCAGAAACAGUUUUUCAUUGUUUGCAACUGUGUCUUAUUUCAUUCUAUCAUCGGAAGAGCAGACUUUUGUCUUAGGUAAUUGAUGAAAAAUCUGGCUGAUUUCGAUUGAGUUCUUACUCCUUUUAUUGGAUUUGGCAAAUCAUCAAGAAUAAAGCUUCCUUGUAUUUUGGAAAACAUAUAACAAGAGUCCAGGAGGAAUUGAUCGCCUGGAUUCUGUGGUGUGUACUACUCCCUUUAAAUUGAUGGAAGUGCGAUAGGAGAUGUGCACCAAGAGAAGCCCAUACUAAACCAUCGGAUUACAGAUGCUUUGGAAUUACACUAUGCGUGACUCCGCAUUUUCUCGAUGAGAAACAUAACGGAAUGAUAUUCCACUAUUUGCAAAGGCAGAACAAAAAGACGGCGCUAGAUAAAACGACGGUGCUAAAUGUAUGUUUGAAAACAAACGGGAAGCACGGCUCUGUUCUAUAAACUGUGCCCGUAUCUAAAGGAAUACGCUGGUAUUGUUAUAUCAAGUGGCUUCUUUGCAAGGAAGUAGUUCAUUUACAGGCGCAAACGUCCAGAGCGGAACGCUAUUUUACACACAUCCCCCGUGGAAGCUUUUCAUGGAAAGCAUGGACGCCUUAGUAUGUUGUGAGUAGAUCAAUAAUCUACAAUCGAGACGGGUUUGUCACUGCAGUUGUAUACAUGCGCCAGUUCUUUGAAUCCUGGUAGCAGGAUAUUACGAACCAAUAGAACGGGUGAAUUUGUCGAUCGACAUUUGCUGGUGAAGUGCAGGGUCCUAUAAAUUUGUGAGCUGGGGCAGGAGUCAAUGAGUUACUGACACGAUCAAAAUCUUUGCUCUCAGUUUACCAGCGCAAUUGUGAUUUAUCGUAUCAGAGGACUACUUGUCUGCCCAUUGUGGUUGUUUUGAAUUUAAUUAAACGUUCAUGCUUGGGUUUGGUUAUUACUGAAAACAUUUGGUGUCUCGAAGCUGAAUUACAUAAAGGUCAUAUAAAUGCUAAAAUACUAUCAUCACAACUGAUAUUAAAUGAACUGGAUUUUAAUUAGAUAUAAAUCUUCCUCACUGAGAAGGCAUGUCAGCUUGAACUAUAAGCCACAGAUUAAUGUAUUUCACAUAGCUUUUGUGUAGAGUUUCUGCAUACUAAAUGUGAUCGGAACCCUGAUCUCUGACAACAGGCAUUUUGUGAUUAUUCGUGUUUCAUUUACGGUACAACAAAUGUGAACAUAAAAUGCUGGAUGCAAUGCUUAGUAUUCUAUAUUGCGGAAACCCAUUCGGGUAUUUAUAGUUUUCUUGCAAUAAAAACACCAUCCGCUAAGCACGUUGAUAUACUGCAGAAUACCACACAUCAAUUGACAACAGUCCCCUAAAUUACAUCAGUCGAUUGUUGCCAAGUUUACAGGAUAGUGUAUUGCAGGACUUUGUCGUUUACGACUGGAUCUCGUGGCGUGUGUGAUAUUUGUUUGCAGUUUUGCUUUUCCUCUUUUCUUAUUUGCUAUAAAAACAAGCAGGUCUUGUUAAAGGAAAUGGAUUUGGCACGAAGAUGGAUUUUCACGUUUUCCUAAUAGGAUUUCCCUCCUAAGGGACACUUGCGAAAGGAUGUGUGAGGAUACUGUACACGUUCUAUCUCAAUAAAAGAAGUAUAUAUAUUACCAACACAUACAUUUAAAAGUGGUAUAAGGAUUCAGGAGGCCGGUUUUAUAUACGCUAGUACAGUUUGUAUUAUCGAUGGUGGUUUAAUCACUCCAUGAUGAUCUUCAUAUGUCAUAGAAGCUGUUUGGUACCUAAGAAAAAAGACUUGUCACAACAGUGAUAUAUGAGGACUCUAAGGUGACCGCUUGACCACUCCGGAAAACCAUUCCGAGUACCAGCUAUUCUACAUAUGCCUCAUCAACAGUCGUCAAUUAUAUGUAAAUGGAUGUAUAUUGUCCCUUCUAUCAUGUGCCACAUUACCGGCAGGGGGUAAUUGCAUACAACUAAAUGGUAGAUGCGAGGCAGUGGACAGCUUCGUUGCAGCCAAAUGUGAAUCAAGUGUAAAGCAGCAGGAGGAAUAAUCACCUAUCGUAUCGAUAAUUUAAAAUGGACAUCCGUUAAGCAAGCAUUAUCCAUUAUCGGAAAUCUUCAAACUGGUAUUUAAUAUCGUACCUAAAAGAUUUUAUAGCCAGUGCUCUACUUAGUUUGUGCUAGUCUACCCCUGUGUACUUGUACAGAUGUCAAAGGAGCUGAUCUUCAUUACGUGUGUCUGUGGCCAUACCAAACCCCCAGUGAUCUUUGAGUUUGUGUGUUACACCGUUCUGCCAUUAUCAUCACGGAUCAUUGUACCGCAGGGGACGACUAGGCAGUGAAUCAACACUCCUCACCCUUGCCUUGCAACUAAUUCACUACUGUCUAUGCAUUCAGGAAAUCGAGGAAAAUGUAAUGAAGGCUUGCCAGUGAUGUGUUUUAAACAGCCAACCUGAUUUUCUGGAUGAUUUCAUUUCUGUUUAUAAAAGUGCCGUCUUUGGAUUACAAUGUUAGAUUCUGUUUCUCAAGCGUCCGCUACCCUCUUCAUGACCGUAUGUCUCUGGGCAGUUGGGAGGACGGAUCCUGAAAUCCGAAUCAUCGAGCCUGAGUUUAAUGAUGUUCCGGAGAGUCUAACAUAUAGUAAAGGAGAAACAGCCAGAUUAUUUUGCUCUGUAAGCAAUCUUGGAGAACGAACGAUUGUGUGGAGGAAAGUACCAAAUCCUCACCCUGUUACAAUUGGAACACGGACGUGGACGGAAGAUAUGAGGUUUCACGUUGACCACGUACCAUUGAGUAAUCAGUGGAACUUAAUGAUACAAAACGUCACCCCGGAUGACACGGGAAAAUACGAGUGCCAAAUAAGCAUGAGGAAGAAAAAACUUAGACAACAUAUAUAUCUAAAAGUAAAAGAUGUUCCAGUUAAAAGACAUCCAGAUUUUUAUGUUUCAGAUAUACAUAUCAGUGGAACAUCGUACGUUGAAAAAGGAGACCAUAUUGGUUUAUUUUGUAACGCAAGUUUCAUUGGAAGUAAUACUUAUAACUUGGAGUGGUUUAAGGAUGGUGACCUGUUUCUUUCACACGAACCACGAAUAUCAGUGUUGACUUUUGGUGGCCCUCCGAGUGAACGGAGGAGCAGUUUACUGGAAAUAAGAAAUUCUAGACCUUCAGAUUCGGGGACAUACGUGUGUCGUUCGCCUGAAAUGCUGAAAACCACAUCUGUCCAAGUUCACGUUAUGAACGCAGGCUCAAAUAACGUGAAAAGAGCCGGAUCGAUGGGACUGGAGAGUCGCGCCGUCGGUCUUCUUCCUCGAGAUCUCUACCUUCUCCUCAGCGUCAUCACUAUUUUAAAUGCCCACUGGAUUAUAUCCUGAGGCUUUCUCGUACACACUUUGGCAAGACGCACUUUGCCAGGGAGGAUUCUCCUCAACAAUUAUUGGUUCAACACGGGUACACAUACAAAACUACUGAUAACUGUCAUGCAAAUAACAAAACUGCAGGAUGGUACACUGUGCAUGUAAUACUUAGAAGAAGACGAACGAUUGCAGAUGAAGAAGUUGAUUGAUCUCCUCUUGAUCCUACGGAUACCACUCGAGUGUAGUGUGAAGACUUUGUGGUAAAAGUGAAAAUAAUGGAAACAUAUUGUGAAGUAUUCCAAGUUAAAACGAGGCGUUAUAACGACGUCUUAGUUCUUGAUAAUGAAUAGAAACGUAAUGUCUUUAAAGAUUGAUGACAUAUUGGACGUUAAAAAACAAUAUUGUUUUCGACUUCAUAUAAAUACCAGAUUUGUAAUCACCACAUAUUAUUUUGCGAAUUGAUAUUUCGUAUCAUGUCAAGAUCUUGAGGCAGCGAAAUAUAAUGAUAACAAUACACCAUCUUCGACAAUAUUCAAAUACUGUUUCAGAUGAUAUCAAGUUAAACCAGAAGAGUAAUAAAUAAUAUUCUUUUACAUUUUCUUGAAAUCCGAAGCGUGUCCGUAAGCAAUGCUGAAGAAGGGUAUCAGUACUUAUUGCAUUAAACAAAAUGUCAUUUGAUCAUAUGACUGACGUUAGAGUAGUUGUAAUAACUACUCGCGGUGGUGGAUCAAAGAAUAAAUGAACAGAGCCAGACAGCGAAAAGUAAAACUCUAGGGUCCCCAACCAUUGAUUGUACUUGUACAGUGGGACACCGCCGGGAGGGCCUUAUUGAGAUUACCAUGGAACCACAUCUAUGCAUUUACAUGUAAACUGGUGAUACAAAUUGCUUUUAUUGAUCCAAGAACAUAGUUACUACGCAGAGUGUCAGGUCUUUGUCUGAAUUUGCAUCGAAACACAAGGACGAAGGGCUGGAACAGAACCCUCUGUUCAUAUUCGGAAUUUCUGACAUGGAAGGUUUUUCGUUGAUGUUUCUAAUGACCUUUUGCUUUAAUGCAGGGUCACUGUUAUUUACAUUAUAGUGCUCCGAGGAAUCGUUAGGGGCCAGAGAGUCAUGCGUUGGUCACCCUUCAAACAAUGGCAUGACGCCAAGACGUGCUUAAAGAGGACGUUUGCCUAUUUAGGCACAUUUGUGUGAACUUUUAUGAGUGUUGAAUAUUUCAUACAAACGGCCUCUCAUAUAUUUUCCAUGACAUCAGUCAGUACUGCUAUACUAUUCAUUAUGAAAAACAUUUCCGAGAUGAUGAGUUUUGAUAUACAUUUGUCAAAUUUGUGUGUAUUCAACAUUGAGAUAACAUGUUUAUAUUGGGUAUAUACAUUGUACAUAAAUGAUACUCAUCUGUUAUACAGGAAUCAUUUCAUGCCAUUUUACAUCAUUUCCGUCAGAUUCAUUGUCAUAAUCUUCAAUAUGGACGAUAAUGCACCUAUCGUCAUUAUGAAAAGAAAAUUCACCAUCCAGUGUCAACUCGAUCAUCAUAAUGUUAUAAAACGUUGCCUGAACACAUUGGUUGUAUUACUAUGAUCAAACAGGAAGAGGACGACGAUGUCUAAACAAGAUAUCUCGUUUUCUUUUCUUUGUUAUCCACCUGCAGUUCACUACAUGUGUGUACAUGUAUUCUCCGAAAGCCCGUACGUUAUUGCAACCUGCAGCUGUUUGUCAUUUUAACUUAUUUUCAAAAUUUUAGAUUUGGUUACUACUACAAUUGAUGUCAUUUAUAUAGUAACGGAUGUCUGUAUGUGUAUGUAUUCCAAUGGUCGAUGAAGUACGAACUAAAGUAUUAAUAAACAAAACUCUAUCCUCAGCAGUUUCGUUGUUGCACUCUCUAUACUAAAUAGAAAGUACUAUUAUUAUUGAUAUUCGGAAUCAUCCAUUAUUAUCUUGGUUUGCAUUAAUUUGGAUAUAGAAUCGAACACAAAAAGUCAAUAGUUGUAUUUUUGACAAUUUAAAACUGAUAAGCAGUGCAAUAUCUACUAAUGAUUCCGUUUUUAAACUGAUUUGUGCAUCCAGGUUCUAAAUAUGAAGCCGAUAUCAGAACCUAUACACCGUCGUUUUAAUUCAGUAACAAACAUGCAAAAUCAAAUUUCUCACAUCAAUUGCAGGUACGAGUCACAAUGCCAGUUACAGCAUCAAACAUCAAAUCCGAAAGAACCCAGGGAUUGUUUUAUCUAUUGUUUAGACCAUGACCUGACAUGGAUACUCAUGAUUAACAGAUAUAUUUGAGAUUUAGUUUAAUAAAAUAUUGGUAGUUCCAUUUCAAGUAAUUAUGUAUAAAGAGGUGUAGUAAGCGAAACAUCACUUAGAUUAAUGUAAAAGUGUUCUGGAAAAUGUAUCUCAAUAUUUUUCCUUUAAAUAUUCUGGGACUGACGGUUGUGUGUCGAUGUAAUCAAAUGCAUUAUCUAAAACCUUUCGAAUGUGGUCAUUAAACUUGUCAAACAAUCAAACUUAAUAGAUUGAAUAUUUUAGAGAAUAAAACCCAUUUCUAUAUGAACGCCUA